UUUGUUGCAUAUCGGCAGGCGAAAAGCAGAUACCUGCUGCAGAGAGGAAAAUUCUUCGCCACUCGUCGGAGGCUUUUUUUCCGCGGAAACAAUAUUUUCCUCGAGUCUUCAUCACAAAAAAGGGGCUUGAAGAAGCAUUAGAAAGAUACCGAUGGCUGUUGUUCUUUACACAAAAAAAAGUACUUCUAAAUCUUGGCGCGGGCAACUUUACAAAAUCCACGCGCGAGCUGUAGUUUUUUAGACCAAAAAAUCGUCGAAAUUUGUCGAAAACAAAAAGCACCUCCUCUUCUACACUUCUCUGCGGAUUCGAGUGAAUGUGGUGUUGUUCAGAAAGUUAAGAAAAGUGCAAUUUUUCAAGGAGAAAAGAAGAAAGAGAAAGCAAGCAGUGUUGGAAAAAGGAAAAAUCGAAUGCCGUAGAGAAAAAAGAAAAACUAAAUCAGCACCAAUUUUGAUCAGAAAAAAAAAUCGUCGUCGCUUUAUCUCUUUAAGGAUGAUAUUUACUCUAUCAAAUAUAUAAACCCCGAAAAAAAGCAAGCACAGCAAACAAGACCAAAUCCGGAAGCGAAGGAGGACGCCAGAAAUCGAUUUGGCUUGUUGUUCUUUCAACCAGAGUCGUCGUCGUGUCUCUUUAUGGCAAUAAUGGAUCUUUGCCACGAGAUGAUGGAGCAUUACAGAAUUGAUGGCAAUCGAGGAUUUUCGGCAUGCCAAAGCGGUCGUGGCAGCGAGCAGGCCCGGACUUAGGAUAGUCGUCGUAGCAGCAUCAAAACGCCAAAGAAUGGACGCCGUGGUCCUGAUUGCCUGUCUGGCCCUCGUCGGAACGCUGUUGAUUGUGCUGCUACUGCUUUGUCGGCUCGUCCAGCCCUAUGACAUCGCCUGGUUUCUGUCGAGCCGGGAGGACAAGCUGAAGCUGUCCAAGAUGAGGCUGUACAAUGCCAAUGGUUAUCUGAUGCACUCCGGCUCGGAGAUCCUGCUCGGCUCCACCGGCAGCUUCCAGCGCUUCGACUCCGUCGACCGUGACUACAAACCCCCGUACGGUCACCACGCCCACCAGCAGGGCACCAACCUGACGGUUCCUCCGUGGCGCACCUCCUCCACCGAAGAGUCCGAGAUCCCGCCCCAGCCGCUGCGACCCGCUCCAUCCCCGAGGGAGCCCAAGCUGACCCGCGAGAAGGCCAUCCAGAAGCAGACCUCCGAACCCAAACCCUCCGCCGGGUCCAUCAUCAUAUCGCCGAUUCCGCGGCCCGUGCCGCGCAAGCAACACUCGGCCCCGAUCUCCUUUCCACUGCCGGUGCUCAACUCGCCCCGCGACGCCAAGCGCUUCCACCAAGAGCCUCACAUCUGCACGAACCCGUUCCUGAACGAGCCGCCGCUCAAGGAGGAGGUCGAUCCGGCUCCUGCUCAACCACCGGAAGUAGCAGUUCCGGUGGUUCCGGAACCUCCGGUUCCCGCUCCGGAACCGUUCCUGCAGCGGUUGAUCCGCUCGGCGAACAACCCGUUCGCGUCGGAUCCCCGCAAGCCGGACGACGAGUGCAUCUUUAGCUUUGAGCCGGCGACCGUGCAGUCCGUGUUCGCCGAGGAAGAUCCGAGCAAGCGGGCCGAGCGGCGGCUCUCCAAGAUGGAGAACCUCCGGAAGAUGUCCCGGCUGAUCGAGAGCAACCAGAUGCUGCUGAACAUCUACCAGCAGUUCAACGGAACUGUGGAUCGGAGCAGUGAAAGUGACCAGAGGUCACCUCCGGUGAAGCCGGCUUCCUCGUCCUCGUCAACGUCCCCUAUCGUAUCACCGAAGCUGAUAGAUAUCAGUUCAACUCCGACUCCAACGCCCUCAACCAGCCGGACGGACAACAGCAAGUACCAGGACUCUCCGCGCACGGAAGCCGGCGACAACAUCAACCUGCCAACGGUGUCCAAGGGUAUCAAACACAUCCUCCGGAACCGGUCCUUCUCGGAGACGGAGUUCUCCGAGCGGAAGCUGUUCAAGGGAUUCGCCCUAGCCACGGACGGUGACCAAACACCCCGAAUACCUCUGAUGAAGAACUCCUCGUACAAGGACCUCACGCGGUACUACAACAGUGGCGGCGGCGGAUCCGGAAUGGUCACCCCGUCGGCCGUGACCUCCGGGUACUCCAGCGGAUCCUCGACGGUCCUGCAGAAGACCGUUUCCGAGUCGUUCCUGGAGCAGUACACGCUCGGUCGGGAGCACGAUCCCGGCGGUUCCAUGGCCAGCGGUAGCAGCAGUGGAAGCGUCGCUGCCGCAUUCAACGGUUCGGGAGGUUCCGUCGGCGGUCUACGCUCGGUAAUCCCGUCGUCCUCCACCGAAUCCGUUGCGUCGCAAUCGUCGGUGAUCUUCAGCGAUCUGGAGCCGGCCCAACCCAUCACCGGAUACCUGUGCGUCGGCCUCCAGUACGACAAGAGCAGCACCACGAUCGAGGGCGUCGAGCUGCUGGUGACGAUCCAGGAGGCGAAGCAGCUGGUGUGUCCACCCGGCAUCGAAAUGGACACCUUCGUGAAGGUGUUCAUCGUACCUGACGAAAGCAAGGUGUUGCAGACCAAGGUCUUCAAGAACUCUUGCUACCCGAGCUACCAGGAAACGUUCAGCUUCUGGAUCACCCACAAGAGCGUGCGGCGAUCGCUGUGGUUCCACGUGUACCACACCAGCUCAAGCGAGCAGACGCUGAUCGGCGAGUGCGAGAUGCAGCUGAACGAGAACAUCAGCCGGCCGAUGACGACCUGGCUGAAGCUGAUGGACUCCAGCCACAAGAAGAGCCCGCUCGGCGAGCUGAUGUUCUCGCUGAGCUACCUGCCGACGGCGGAGCGGCUCACGGUGGUGAUCGUGAAGGCCCGCAACCUCAACCUGAAGAGUAGUAGGGCGGCGACGGGAAGCGGCGGUCGAUCGAAGCAGCUGCAGCAGCAGGUCGCGAUCGACGACGAAGCGGCUGUGGUGGAGGAGGAAGAUGACGGCGGAGAGGUGGACUCCAGCGAGGGGAUCUUCGUGAAGGUGUACCUGCUGAAGAACGACAAGAAGGUGUCGAAGAAGAAGACGUGCGUGAAGCGCGGCGAGCGAUCGCCGAUCUACAACGAAGCGAUCAUCUUCAGCGUUCCGCCGUACAUGCUGAACACCAUCCAGAUCCGGUGUUCCGUCGUCCAGAUGACCAACCGGACGGAGAGCAACGCCAUCAACAACAACAACAACACCAGUGGAGGUGACCUGAUCCAGUUCGGGUACAGCUCGUACGACAGCAGCGGGAACAACCUUAGCCGGAAGCAGAGUACCAAGCUGGUGUCGAUCGGACACGUCAUCGUUGGGAGUGGAACCACCGGGAAGGGACUCCGGCACUGGCACCAGAUGUUGACGACGCUGCGGAAGCCCGUCACGAUGUGGCACGUGCUGAAGAUCACCUCGGAGCGGAAGCGGAAGCGACUUGGAGAGCUGGAGCAGGCCAGCGGUUGAGGUUAUCAGGUUUGAGGUUAGGGAAGAGACAAAGUAAAAAAAGGGUAACAGUUAUGAUAAUAAUGAUAAUACAGUAACAUAAGUUAGCGCAGGAGAGUAAGAUAUCUAUAGCAUCAGUUGAUAUAUUUGUCAGAAAGAAAAAAAAGUAUUAUUAUAUAACCGAAACGUUAGAUAAACUAAACAAAACAAAAAAUUUCGUAUAUACCAAGCAUUUUUCAUUGUCGCCAAAAAGUAUAUUGUAUACAUUAAACAAAAAACAAAAACAAACCACUAACUAUACGAUUUCCACGCAACAAUUGGGAGGAGGAAAAAGGGAAGCAUUAGCUAAUUGAAUCUAACAAAAACAAGCAAAUGAAUCACACAAAGAAACAAAAACAAACAAGCAGCAUAUUCUAACUCUAUCUAAUACACAGUCACACCAGGUCGUUAUGAACCCCUCUCGUCUGUCGAAGAAAGCAUGAGGAAUUAUUCACUAAUCAGAGUUGUAUCAUUCUCACUCACUCACUUACUUACUCACAACUCACAACUCACUCACUCAGAAAAAAAACAAGCAAAACAACGGAGGGGAAUAAAUCAAUUUGAAUCACAACUAUACAAGAGAUUUCCUAAGGAUUUGAUAUAAUAAAGGUACUAUGGAUAUUCUUUUUUUUCUGA
Molecule: messenger RNA, 4102 nt
Organism: Culex quinquefasciatus (southern house mosquito)
Lineage: Eukaryota; Metazoa; Arthropoda; Insecta; Diptera; Culicidae
Exons: 8
Coding region: 680-3448 (922 amino acids)
Biological process (GO): cellular response to calcium ion; regulation of dopamine secretion; calcium-ion regulated exocytosis
Molecular function (GO): clathrin binding; SNARE binding; calcium-dependent phospholipid binding
Source: RefSeq, a predicted model, not a curated record